AUGGCUAAGUCUCUGUUGCUGGUUCUCUACUUAGCGCUGGUUGUGGCUCCGGGCUGGGGGUCCAGCACUCGCCCCACAGGAACUAUCGAGCCCCCAGACGUGCAAACGGUGGCACCCACGGAGGAUGAGACUCUGCAAAACGAAGCAGACAACCAGGAAAACGUCUUAUCUCAGUUGCUGGGGGACUAUGACAAGGUCAAGGCCGUGUCAGAGGGCUCAGACUGUCAGUGCAAGUGUGUGGUGAGACCCCUGGGCCGUGACGCCUGCCAGAGGAUCAAUGAGGGGACCUCCAGGAAGGAAGACUUCUACACUGUGGAGACCAUCACUUCAGGCUCAUCCUGCAAGUGUGCCUGUGUUGCGCCCCCAUCUGCCCUCAAUCCCUGUGAGGGAGACUUCAGGCUACAGAAGCUACGGGAAGCAGACAGCCGGGACUUAAAGCUCUCCACCAUCAUGGACAUGCUAGAAGGCGCUUUUUAUGGCCUGGAUCUCUUGAAACUGCAUUCAGUCACCACCAAACUGAUAGGGCGAGUGGAUAAGCUGGAGGAGGAAGUUUCUAAAAACCUCACCAAAGGAAAUGAGCAAAUCAAAGAGGACAUGGAAGAAAUUCGGACUGAAAUGAACAAACGAGGAAAAGAGAACUGCUCUACGAACACGCUAGAUAGCGUGCCAGACAUCCGGUCAGCCCUGCAGAGGGAUGCGGCGGCUGCCUAUGCCCACCCAGAGCAAUAUGAGGAGCGAUUUCUGCAGGAAGAAACCGUGUCCCAGCAGAUUAAUUCCAUCAAGCUUCUGCAGACGCGGCCCCUGACCCCUCCAGAGGUGGUGAAGCCACAGCGGCCCCUACAGAGACAGGUCCACCUGAGGGGCCGGCCAGCCUCCAAGCCCACUGUUAUCCGGGGCAUCACCUACUACAAAGCCAAGGACCCUGAGGAGGAGAAUGACAUCGAAGAGCAGCAAGAUGAGUUUUUCAGUGGUGACAGUGGAGUGGAUUUGCUGAUUGAAGAUCAGCUCUUGAGACACAACAACCUGCUGACCAGCACCACCCAGAGGCCAGCAACUGUGACAAGUGACCAGAGUACUCAGACCACACUUUUGUCUUCAGCGCUGCUGCAGACCUCAACCUCCACACCCACUGACCCUGCUCUCUUUGCCUCGGUAGAACAACUCUCAGCAACACCCCAAGCCACCUCUGUGUUUCCAGACCCCAUGCAGGAGGCAGCCCUUAAACCUACUCUGGGGCCAGUUACCACCACGGCACAGACCCAGCAGCCUCCAGCCUCAGCUCCCUCAGCAGUGACCCCUGGGGUCACAUCUGUGGAAGGUACCCUGGUGGCCCCAGUGCCCACCACAGUCAGGACAGGCCCAAUGGGGAAGGAGGCUACUUCUGGGCCCACCCUGAGCCCUGAAGAAGAAGAUGACAUCCGCAAUGUCAUAGGAAGAUGCAAAGACACCCUCUCCACAAUCUCUGGGCCGACCACCCAAAACACAUAUGGACGGAACGAAGGAGCCUGGAUGAAGGACCCCCUGGCUAAGGAUGAGCGCAUUUAUGUGACCAAUUAUUACUAUGGCAACACACUAGUGGAAUUCCGGAACCUGGAAAACUUCAAACAAGGUCGCUGGAGCAAUUCCUACAAGCUCCCGUACAACUGGAUCGGCACGGGGCAUGUAGUAUACAAUGGGGCCUUCUACUACAACCGGGCCUUUACCCGCAACAUCAUUAAGUAUGACCUGAAGCAGCGCUACGUUGCCGCCUGGGCCAUGCUCCAUGAUGUGGCCUAUGAAGAGGCCACCACCUGGAGGUGGCAGGGUCACUCCGACGUGGACUUUGCUGUGGAUGAGAAUGGCCUGUGGCUCAUCUACCCAGCCCUGGACGAUGAGGGCUUCAGCCAGGAGGUCAUCAUCCUGAGCAAGCUCAAUGCCAUGGACCUGAGCAUGCAGAAGGAGACCACAUGGCGCACUGGGCUCCGGCGUAACUUCUACGGCAACUGCUUUGUCAUCUGUGGGGUGCUGUAUGCCGUGGACAGCUACAACCAGCGGAAUGCUAACAUCUCCUAUGCCUUCGACACCCACACCAACACUCAGAUUGUCCCUAGGCUGCUGUUUGAAAAUGAGUAUUCCUACACUACCCAAAUAGACUACAACCCCAAGGACCGCCUGCUCUAUGCCUGGGACAAUGGUCACCAGGUCACCUACCAUGUCAUCUUCGCCUACUGACACCCCUGUUCCCGACAAGCAGAAAUUGCAGUGGGGCCACUAGCACCUUGUAUGUAUGUGUGUGAGUGUGUGUGUGUGUAGUUGGGUAUGUGUUGUUUAAAAUAGAUAUAUAUUAUUUUGUAUGAUA
Messenger RNA from Chrysochloris asiatica (Cape golden mole), 2338 nucleotides. It is a transcript of the gene OLFML2B, whose product is annotated as olfactomedin-like 2B. The coding region runs from base 1 to 2211 and encodes 736 amino acids. The transcript has 9 exons. Lineage: Eukaryota; Metazoa; Chordata; Mammalia; Afrosoricida; Chrysochloridae. The record is from RefSeq and is a predicted model, not a curated record. Gene Ontology annotation, biological process: signal transduction.